Molecule: messenger RNA, 1980 nt
Organism: Funneliformis caledonium
Lineage: Eukaryota; Fungi; Glomeromycota; Glomeromycetes; Glomerales; Glomeraceae
Source: the annotation of a GenBank genome assembly
AUGACUGAAGAACGACUUACUACUCUACCACCACAUGCUCCACCGACCGAAAACUCGAGAACCGGUGCAUAUUAUCCAACAUUUCAAGAUAUGAAAGCUGAUUCGAUAUCUAUUUUGGUAGAAACUUAUUGGAACAGUAAAGAUCCUAAUAAGAUAGUAUGGGAUUCGUCUAUUGUUGAAAAAAUCUAUAUUGAGGAAUUAGAAUCGAAAGGUUUUGAACCGAAAAAACUAAUGUUACUAGAGCUUAGCCAGUAUCUAGAAAAAUAUCUUUGGCCACAUUAUGAUUCACAAGCUUCACUUGCCCAUGUAUUAUCAAUUGUAUUGAUGGUCAAUGAAAAAUUUCGUGAGCGAGUAGCUGUAUGGGAUUGUUUUAUGAAAAGUCCUGAACAAUUCUCGGGUUUUUUCAACCGUGUUCUCGAACUUGCUAUUCCUCCACUAGCAAAUACACUUUCUCUUAUAGUACGAAAAUAUAUAGUAUUAUUCUUAGUUCAUGUUUUUCAGAGUAUUGAGAAUCAAUUAAUCCGGGGAGAAUCGUCAUUGAGAGAGCAAGAAUUCGCAAAUAACAAAGAUUUGAAAAAGAUUUGGAAUGUAUUUGUGAAAAGAUUCAAAAAAGCAGAUGAAUCACAAAAGAACAAAAUGAUUUUCGAGAGGACAUGGCUAAGCAACUUCAUGAAAGCAUUUGUGGAAAUUUUAUAUACAAUACCCGAAACUGGAGAAUUAAAUUUUGAAGUCUUAGCUUAUCUUGAACGUUGUCUGGAAUUUUUCAUUGACCUUGAAGCUCAACUUCCAACAAGACGUUAUUUUAAUAAAUUAUUAGAAGACCAUCAGAUAUUGACGCUUUGUAAAUUUGCACCGAUUAUGAAACGUGAUAUGUCAAACGAACUCCUUUUCAAGCAACUUUUAGAUAUAUUAAAGUUCUACGCUGGAUUUGAAAUUGAUGAUCAUACUGGUUUAGCUUUGACAGAUAACCGAAUGACAGAACUACAUUGUAAAAGAUUAACUGUUCUUCAGCGAAUCGCUUUUGAACAUUUUAAUAUCACAUUAAAAUCAUUGGCAUUAUCAAAUUUUGCUUCCAUUGAACGAAGGCCUGACUUACAAAGACAUUUUGAUGCAUUAACUCAUGAAGAAAUAAUAAGAUUAUGUGAAUUUUUAAAUAUUCGAACAAAUAAAUUGGUUGGUGGAGGACAUUACGAUAAAGAUUUUUUGGUGGAGGUGUUAGUUAGCAAAUUUGAAAAGAGAACGAGUCAAAUUGACCUGAUAAAUUCAAAACCACUUUAUCCAGAUGAGAAUGCUCUAUUUGAUGAUGCCGUCGUACAAACUCAAUUCUGGAAUAAUGAAGUGCCACUUGCACUACCAAAACUCAACUUACAAUUUCUUACCAUUCAUGAUUAUUUGUUGAGAAAUUUUAACUUGUUUCGAUUGGAAACAUCUUAUGAAAUUCGGCAAGAUAUUGAGGAUGUCGUGAAACGGCUGGCACCAAGAAUUUCUUACCUUUCGGGUAAAACUGAUUUCACUGGUUGGGCUCGUAUGGCAGUAGAAAUAGAGUCAUUUAAUAUAGUAGAGGUUGGUAAACCGAAUAUUGGUGAAAGUAAACCAUCAAUAGUCAAGGCCGAUGUGACAUUUAAUGUUGGUCGCUAUACAGAAUCUAUUCGUAAUGAAUGGGAUUCUUUGAAACCACAUGACGUGUUGUUUUUAUUAGCAAUACAGGCUCAUGAUGAUACUGCUGAAAAAUAUAAAGAUGUUAUGCCAUUCAGACAACAUUUUGGUUUAAAAUAUGUUCGAGGCUGUGAAGUUAGCGAUAUAAUUGGUGACGAUGGGAAGCCAAUUGAUGAAGUUGGAAAACCACGUAUUGAUGAUAAGAAACCUAAAAUUUCCGGAAAUAUGAGGACAGUUCGUGUGAUUUUGGAUCCGAACCAAUAUAAAAUUGAUAUGAAUAGAUUUUCAAGUACCAGGGAUGAAGAUGUAUAUGAAACUUUUAAU